Messenger RNA from Lithohypha guttulata, 927 nucleotides. RefSeq lists its product as uncharacterized. Gene Ontology annotation, molecular function: hydrolase activity, hydrolyzing O-glycosyl compounds. The transcript is spliced from 2 exons. The coding region runs from base 1 to 927 and encodes 308 amino acids. Gene Ontology annotation, biological process: carbohydrate metabolic process. The record is from RefSeq and is a predicted model, not a curated record. NCBI's taxonomy places the organism in Eukaryota, Fungi, Ascomycota, Eurotiomycetes, Chaetothyriales, Trichomeriaceae.
AUGUUGUUCACGCUCGCUGCUUUAUCUGCAACAGCUGUAGCCGUGCCUCUAAUGGACCGAUCAGUUCACGGUCCAGUCAUACCGACCGAUUUCCAAGAUCCUUCUGUACUCAAGGUAGGGGACACGUAUCACGGAUUUGCUGGGCUCAAUGGUGACAAGGCAGGCACUACAUCCAAUGUGAUAACAGCGACAUCAAAGGAUUUUAGCACCUGGACUGUCGACAACACCGACGCAUUACCCUAUCCAGGAGCUUGGGUCGCGACUGUACCGCAUGUAUGGGCACCAGAUAUUGUACAGCUUGCCAAUGGUAGAUUUGUGCUCUACUAUUCUGCGACAACAGCCGAGGAUAUCAGCAAGCAUUGUGUGGGCGUGGCGACCUCAGAUACUCCUAAAGGUCCUUUUGUGGCGAGUGACACACCACUAUACUGCGACCUCAGUAUAGGUGGUGCCAUCGACGCGGAUGGGUUCAGGGAUCCUGCUACUGGCAAGCAAUACGUCGUCUACAAGGUCGAUGGCAACUCACUGGGUAAUGGUGGGGCGUGCAAGAAUACCAUUCCGCCGAUCAUGUCGACGCCAAUAAUUCUACAGGAAGUCAACGUUGAUGAUGGUGCCACGCCAAUUGGCCAGGGCAUAACACUUUUGACUAACAACGCGGAUGAUGGUCCAGUCAUUGAAGCACCAACGCUGGCCUACAAUGCUGGACCAUACACUAGAGGUGGUGUCUUCCUUCGGACCGGUGAUACAGCUGCUAAUGUGUACGCUCCUGGUUCACCUGAUGUCGAGGCCACGACCAAUCACUUGGUCUUUCAUGGCGACUUGAAUAUGGGCUGGUUUGCGGGUGAUGGCAGCACAAGAGAUAGAGGAAUGUAUGCUAGUGCUAUCAAUUGGAAUCGCAGGGGCAGGGUCGCUAUUGGAGGUCUCCAGUAG